Drosophila kikkawai is the source of this 648-nucleotide messenger RNA. It is a transcript of the gene Ufc1, whose product is annotated as Ubiquitin-fold modifier conjugating enzyme 1. The record is from RefSeq and is a predicted model, not a curated record. Gene Ontology annotation, biological process: protein K69-linked ufmylation. Gene Ontology annotation, cellular component: cytoplasm. Gene Ontology annotation, molecular function: UFM1 conjugating enzyme activity. Lineage: Eukaryota; Metazoa; Arthropoda; Insecta; Diptera; Drosophilidae.
UCUUUUUCGCCCACCACCAAACGUGUGAACGUGUCAACAUUUUGUUUUCCUCUGGGUUUUCCUUGUUUUUGACCAGCAUCAGGACACAAUGGUGGACGACAGCACCCGGAAAACGCUGAGCAGCAUUCCACUGCUUCAAAUUCGCGCUGGACCACGCGAGAAGGACGUGUGGGUACAGCGACUGAAGGAGGAGUAUCAGGCGCUGAUCAAGUAUGUGGAGAACAACAAGCAGUCUGGCAGCGACUGGUUCCGCCUGGAGUCCAACAAGGAGGGCACCAAGUGGUUCGGCAAGUGUUGGUACAUGCACAACCUGCUCAAGUACGAGUUCGAUGUGGAGUUCGACAUUCCAGUGACAUACCCAACGACAGCGCCAGAAAUUGCUCUGCCAGAGCUCGAUGGCAAGACGGCGAAGAUGUAUCGCGGCGGAAAGAUCUGCCUCACGGAUCACUUCAAGCCCCUGUGGGCGCGCAAUGUGCCAAAGUUCGGCAUUGCCCAUGCCAUGGCUUUAGGUCUCGCUCCCUGGCUGGCUGUGGAGGUGCCGGACCUCAUCGAGAAGGGCAUCAUCACGUACAAGGAAAAGUAGUUAGUUAAUGUAGAUGGAAUCACCGCUGGCAACAAAAUAAUGAACAAAGUUUGAUAAGAAAGUCA